ACGAAAAAUGCGUCCUUUUGAAGGGUUUCAGCGCAAGGCUAUUGUAAUAUGUCCCACGGAGGAGGACUUUAAAGCGAGAACGUUAAGACAAACUGAUGAACAGGGGAAGGAUGUGCCAGAUCAGGCUGUGUUAGAAAUGAAAGGUAGGAACAACCAUGUGGAAACAAAACCAACCAAUAAAACAAAAACAACAGAUCUACUUUACUUUUUCUAUGUUUUUGUCUCUAAAAUCAAAUGUUGGAAGAUGCCCUCCCUGCCCCUGCCUCCCUCCCUGCCCCCUGUCCCCCUACCCCUGCCCCUGCCUCCCUACCCCUGUCCCCCUACCCCUGCCCCUGCCUCCCUACCCCUGCCCCUGCCUCCCUCCCUGCCCCUUGUCCCCCUACCCCUGCCCCCUGUCCCCCUACCCCUGCCCCUGCCUCCCUCCUACCCCUGCCCCUGCCUCCUUCCCUGCCCCCUGUCCCCCUACCCCUGCCCCCUGUCCCCCUACCCCUGCCCCCUGUCCCCCUGACCCCUGCCCCUGCCCCCCCCUACCCUCCGCUCCUGCCCUGCCUCCUCCCUGCCCCUGCCCCACCCCUGCCCCCUGUCCCCCUACCCCUGCCCCUGCCCCUACCCCUGCCCCUGCCUCCCUCCCUGCCCCUGUCCCCCUACCCCUGUCCCCCCCUUCCCCUACCCCGCCCUGUCCCCCUACCCCUGCCCCCUGUCCCCCUCCCACCCCUGCCUCCCUCCCUGCCCCCUGUCCCCCUACCCCUGUCCCUACCCCUGCCCCCUGUCCCCCUACCCCUGCCCCUCCCUGCCCCUGCCUCCCUCCGACCCUGUCCCUAACCCUGCCCUGCUACCCUGCCCUUGUCCAGCCUCCCUGCCCCUGUCCCCUAUGCCUCCCUCCCCCUGUGCCCCUACCCAUGACCCUCCCCGCUGACCUGUUGCACUGCAAGUGAGUCGUGCUCAAGUUUAAGUAACUAACUACUGUAAAAGUAGUGGACCUCUCUGAGGCUGUUGACAAGCUAUUGGCUGUUGGUGAACUGACUUCUGUUAGACCGCAUGUGUCAGGAGUUCUGAAGCUUACAUACAGAACCCUCUACCCUCGCCUACAACAGAACCCUCCACCCUCAGCCUACAUACAGAACCCUCCUACCCUCAGCUACAUACAGAACCCUCAGCCUACUACAGAACCCUCCUACCCUCAGCCUACAUACAGAACCCUCCUACCUUCAGCCUACAUAUCAGAACCCAUCCUACCCUCAGCCUAUACACAGAACCCUCAGCCUACGUACAGAACCCUCCUACCCUCAGCCUACAUACAGAACCCUCCUAACCCUCAGCCUAAUACAGAACCCUCCUACCCUCAGCCUACAUACAGAACCCUCCUACCCUCAGCCUACAUACAGAACCCUCCUACCCUCAGCCUAAAUACAGAACCCUCCUACCCUCAGCCUACAUACAGAACCCUCCUACCCUCAGCCUAAAUACAGAACCCUCCUACCCUCAGCCUAUACACAGAACCCUCAGCCUACGUACAGAACCCUCCUACCCUCAGCCUACAUACGAACCCUCCUACCAUCACCUAAAUACAGAACCCUCCUAACCCCUCAGCCUAUACACCAGAACCCUCAGCCUACAUACAGAACCCUCCUACCCUCAGCCUACAUACAGAACCCUCCUACCCUCAGCCUACAUACAGAACCCUUCUCCCCUCAGCCUACAUACAGAACCCUCCUACCCUCAGCCUAAUUACAGAACCCUCCUACCCUCAGCCUAUACACAGAACCCUCAGCCUACGUACAGAACCCUCCUACCCUCAGCCUACAUACAGAACCCUCCUACCCUCAGCCUACAUACAGAACCCUCCUACCCUCAGCCUACAUACAGAACCCUCCUACCCUCAGCCUAAAUACAGAACCCUCCUACCCUCAGCCUACAUACAGAACACUCCUACCCUCAGCCUACAUACAGAACCCUCCUACCCUCAGCCUACAUACAGAACCCUCCUACCCUCAACCUACAUACAGAACCCUCCUACCCUCAGCCUACAUACAGAACCCUUCUCCCCUCAGCCUACAUACAGAACCCUCCUACCCUCAGCCUACAUACAGAACCCUCCUACCCUCAGCCUACAUACAGAACCCUCCUACCCUCAGCCUACAGAAGCAGUGUUAAGGCAGCACUUGGUUUGCAGUGGCUUUUCCUCUCCACCUCCAUCCCUCUUCCCUAUCUCCUCUGUGUUUGCUUGAACAAAUGUUUCCUCCAGGUUCUCUGGGGGUUUAAUUUGUUCUGACUCUGCAGUAGCCAAACACUCAGCCUACAGAACCCUCAGCCUACAUACAGAACCCUUCUCCCCUCAGCCUACAUACAGAACCCUUCUGCCCUCAGCCUACAUACAGAACCCUUCUCCCCUCUGCCUACAUACAGAACCAUUCUCCCCUCAGCCUACAUACAGAACCCUCCUACCCUCAGCCUACAUACAGAACCCUCCUACCCUCAACCUACAUACAGAACCAUCCUACCCUCAGCCUACAUACAGAACCCUCCUACCCUCAGCCUACAGAACCCUUCUACCCUCAGCCUACAUACAGAACCCUCCUACCCUCAGCCUACAUACAGAACCCUCCUACCCUCAACCUACAUACAGAACCCUCCUACCCUCAACCUACAUACAGAACCCUUCUGCCCUCAGCCUACAUACAGAACCCUUCUCCCCUCAGCCUACAUACAGUACCCUCCUACCCUCAGCCUACAUACAGAACCCUCCUACCCUCAACCUACAUACAGAACCCUCCUACCCUCAGCCUACAUACAGAACCCUCCUACCCUCAACCUACAUACAGAACCCUCCUACCCUCAACAUACAUACAGAACCCUCCUACCCUCAGCCUACAUACAGUACCCUCCUACCCUCGACCUACGGAACCCUUUUCCCCUCAGCCUACAUACAGAACCCUUCUCCCCUCAGCCUACAUACAGAACCCUUCUCCCCUCAGCCUACAUACAGAACCCUUCUCCCCUCAGCCUACAUACAGAACCAUCCUACCCUCAGCCUACAUACAGAACCCUCCUACCCUCAGCCUACAGAACCCUUCUACCCUCAGCCUACAUACAGUACCCUCCUACCCUCAGCCUACAUACAGAACCCUCCUACCCUCAACCUACAUACAGAACCCUCCUACCCUCAACCUACAUACAGAACCCUCCUACCCUCAGCCUACAUACAGAACCCUCCUACCCUCAGCCUACAUACAGAACCCUCCUACCCUCAACCUACAUACAGAACCCUCCUACCCUCAACCUACAUACAGAACCCUCCUACCCUCAACAUACAUACAGAACCCUCCUACCCUCAGCCUACAUACAGAACCCUCCUACCCUCAGCCUACAUACAGAACCCUUCUCCCCUCAGCCUACAUACAGAACCCUCCUACCCUCAGCCUACAUACAGAACCCUCCUACCCUCAGCCUACAUACAGAACCCUUCUCCCCUCAGCCUACAUACAGAACCAUCCUACCCUCAGCCUACAUACAGAACCCUCCUACCCUCAGCCUACAGAACCCUUCUACCCUCAGCCUACAUACAGUACCCUCCUACCCUCAGCCUACAUACAGAACCCUCCUACCCUCAACCUACAUACAGAACCCUCCUACCCUCAACCUACAUACAGAACCCUCCUACCCUCAGCCUACAUACAGAACCCUCCUACCCUCAGCCUACAUACAGAACCCUCCUACCCUCAACCUACAUACAGAACCCUCCUACCCUCAACCUACAUACAGAACCCUCCUACCCUCAGCCUACAUACAGAACCCUCCUACCCUCAGCCUACAUACAGAACCCUCCUACCCUCAGCCUACAUAAUCCUACUACCCUCAGCCUACAGAACCCUUCUACCCUCAGCCUACAUACAGAACCCUCCUACCCUCAGCCUACAGAACCCUGAUACCCUCAGCCUACAUACUGAACCCUCCUACCCUCAGCCUACAGAAUCCUCCUACCCUCAGCCUACAGAACCCUCCUACCCUCAACCUACAUACAGAAUCCUCCUACCCUCAGCCUACAGUACCCUCCUACCCUCAGCCUACAGAAUCCUUCUACCCUCAGCCUACAGCACCCUCCUACCCUCAGCCUACAUACAGAACCCUCCUACCCUCAGCCUACAGAAUCCUACUACCCUCAGCCUACAUACAGAACCCUCCUACCCUCAGCCUACAUACAGUACCCUCCUACCCUCAGCCUACAUAAUCCUCCUACCCUCAGCCUACAGAACCCUCCUACCCUCAGCCUACAGAAUCCUACUACCCUCAGCCUACAUACAGAACCCUCCUACGCUCAGCCUACAGAAUCCUCCUACCCUCAGCCUACAUACAGAACCCUCCUACCCUCAGCCUACAGAACCCUGAUACCCUCAGCCUACAUACAGAACCCUCCUACCCUCAGCCUACAUACAGAACCCUCCUACCCUCAGCCUACAUACAGAACCCUCCUACCCUCAGCCUACAUACAGAACCCUCCUACCCUCAGCCUACAGAAUCCUCCUACCCUCAGCCUACAGAACCCUCCUACCCUCAGCCUACAUACAGAAUCCUCCUACCCUCAGCCUACAGUACCCUCCUACCCUCAGCCUACAGAAUCCUCCUACCCUCAGCCUACAGCACCCUCCUACCCUCAGCCUACAUACAGAACCCUCCUACCCUCAGCCUACAGAAUCCUACUACCCUCAGCCUACAUACAGAACCCUCCUACCCUCAGCCUACAUACAGUACCCUCCUACCCUCAGCCUACAGAAUCCUCCUACCCUCAGCCUACAGAGCCCUCCUACCCUCAGCCUACAUAAAAUACCCUCCUGCCCUCAGCCUACGGAACCCUCCUACCCUCAGCCUACAUAUAGUACCCUCCUACCCUCAGCCUACAUACAGAACCCUCCUACCCUCAGCCUACAGAACCCUGAUACCCUCAGCCUACAUACAGUACCCUCCUACCCUCAGCCUACAUACAGAACCCUCCUACCCUCAGCCUACAUACAGAACCCUCCUACCCUCAGCCUACAUACAGAACCCUCCUACCCUCAGCCUACAUACAGAACCCUCCUACCCUCAGCCUACAUACAGUACCCUCCUACCCUCAGCCUACAUACAGAACCCUCCUACCCUCAACCUACAUACAGAACCCUUCUCCCCUCAGCCUACAUACAGAACCCUCCUACCCUCAGCUUACAGAAUCCUCCUACCCUCAGCCUACGUACAGAACCCUCCUACCCUCAGCCUAUCUUCAACCUACACAGCAUACCCUCAGCCUACACAGCAUACCUUCAGCCUACACUGCAUACCCUCCGCCAACUCAGCCUCCCUCCCUCCCUCCAUCUCCUCCCUGUUCUUUCUAUUGUCUUUGAUUCCCCUCAUCAUUAUGUGAUGUUAAUUCAUCUUUUCAUUUUGUCUCCCGGUGGUGUUGGCUGAUCUGGCCUUCGCUACAACCCCUCCCCCCUCUCUCUCUCUCUCUCUCGCUCUUACACGCUCUCACCAUCUCUAUCUCCCGUCGUCCUGGACCGGUCCGUCUCCUCUCCAUCUCUCUCCGUGUUCAUCUCUCCAUCCUGGCUUCCAGCCAACUUCUUGCUCCCUGAGCCCAGUGACUUCCUGGAGGAGGUGGUUUUUGUGGAGCUGCAGCGGGACGAGGCUUACAAGCUGGUGAAGGAAUACAACGAGGAGGGGCGCAAGGCCGGCCCACCCCCCGACAAACGCUAUGACAACCGGCCGGGAGAGUUCCGUGGCAACGGCGGAGGCUACCAGCGCAAUGAGGACCGUGGCGGGCCUCGCGGCGGCGGUGGAUACCAGAGCAGAGACGCAGGCGGAAACAGAAGGGGUAAGGAAGGAGCAGACUCCUCCCCAGGUCAGUCGCUCACAGUUCUCCCCUGAAGAGUGCACUCUGGGAGGGACUGAUUUAGGAUAGUUGGUGCUUACACCACUGCUUUGAAAUGUUGGAGAGGAGAAAGGGAUAUACCAUGUGAGCUAGUCCCUGCUCUAAGAGAUGUCAUGUCCAGGCCCUGCUAUUCAGACUGUCUGUCUGUCUCGCUGUGUUUCAGGCAACAACCGUGGCGGCUACAACGGCAACCGCUGGGGUGGGAACGGUAACUACCGUGAGGGGGGGUCGGCCCCUAGGGGAGGGUACAACCGCAACCAACAGUCAGGAGGCUACAACCGCCCGGUGCCCUACAACAAGGGGGGAUACAACCAGGUAACCAUGGAUAUACCUGCUGUCUGUCUCUCUGUAUGUCUGUCUGUCUGCACAUUAAUGGAGAGGAUAGGAGUUUUACCUGAGCAUGCCAUAGUUAUAGUUAUACUCCCGAGUGGCGCAGUGGUCUAAGGCACUGCAUCGCAGUGCUAGCUGUGCCACUAGAGAUCCUGGUUCGAAUCCAGGCUCUGUCGCAGCCGGCCGCGACCGGGAGACUCAUGGGCGGCGCACAAUUGGCCCAGCGUCGUCCAGGGUAGGGGAGGGAAUGGCCGGCAGGGAUGUAGCUCAGUUGAUAGAGCAUGGCGUUUGCAACGCCAGGGUUGUGGGUUCGUUUCCCACAGGGGGCCAGUAUAAAAAAAUAUAUAUAUGUAUUCACUCUGGAUAAGAGCGUCUGCUAAAUGACUAAAAUGUCAAAAAAAUGUCAAAUGUUAUAACCCAUCAACUAACACCUAGAGGUUAUCCUGGUCAGGUCCUAGUUAUAGCCCAUCAACUAACACCUAGAGGUUAUCCUGGUCAGGUCCUAGUUAUAGCCCAUCAACUAACACCUAGAGGUUAUCCUGGACAGGUCCUAGUUAUAGCCCAUCAACUAACACCUAGAGGUUAUCCUGGUCAGGUCCUAGUUAUAACCCAUCAACUAACACCUAGAGGUUAUCCUGGUCAGGUCCUAGUUAUAGCCCAUCAACUAACACCUAGAGGUUAUCCUGGUCAGGUCCUAGUUAUAGCCCAUCAACUAACACCUAGAGGUUAUCCUGGUCAGGUCCUAGUUAUAGCCCAUCAACUAACACCUAGAGGUUAUCCUGGUCAGGUCCUAGUUAUAGCCCAUCAACUAACACCUAGAGGUUAUCCUGGUCAGGUCCUAGUUAUAGCCCAUCAACUAACACCUAGAGGUUAUCCUGGUCAGGUCCUAGUUAUAGCCCAUCACAACUAACACCUAGAGGUUAUCCUGGUCAGGUCCUAGUUAUAGCCCAUCAACUAACACCUAGAGGUUAUCCUGGUCAGGUGAAAUAGUCAGGAAAAACUCCUGGCACUAACACAAUGUGCUAUGAAUCAGGGUCCGACAUGAACGAUGGCCCGCUGACCCUGGCCUGUAGCUUCUCAGCGCAUUUUUUGCAUUCCAGUUCAACAUUUACCUGCUCUGUCGCAGUCUGUCGUUGAAAACCAUUGAAGACUACAUGCAGAAAAGUAAUGCUAUUUGUAUUUGAGCAAUAUGAUUGGCCAUUCAUUCAACUACGCUCAUCGUGAGUCACAACUUCUCGAGCAGUACAUGAGUUGAUGCCUUCACAUAGCACAUGCUGUCCAGAGGUACUGUUGAUAGUCUACAAAAAGAAAGCUACAAAAUACACAUAGCAUUUGUCUUAGCUAGCCUACUGUAGCCAGAUUAUAUAUAUUUUGAAAAGCACUUAUCUUAAAGGGGCAACAUCCUAUUUUGAGAUGACAUACUUUAGAAACAAACGUGAAUGCAAUUAAUACAAUGCAAUUUUAAAUGAUAGAGUAAUAUUUGACAUACAGUUGAAGUGGGGAAGUUUACAUACGCCUUUGCCAAAUACAUUUAAACUCAGUUUUUCACAAUUCCUGACAUUUAAUCCUAGUAAUAAUUCCCUGUUUUAGGUCAGUUAGGAUCACCACUUUUAUUUUAAGAAUGUGAAAUGUCAGAAUAAUAGUAGAGAGAAUGAUUUAUUUCUGCUUUUAUUUCUUUCAUCACAUUCCCAGUGGGUCAGAAGUUUACAUACACUCAAUUAGUAUUUGGUAGCAUAGCCUUUAAAUUGUUUAACUUGGGUCAAAUGUUUCGGGUUGCCUUCCACAAGCUUCCCACAAUAAGUUGGGUGAAUUUUGGCACAUUCCUCCUGACAGAGCUGGUGUAACUGAGUCAGGUUUGUAGGCCUCCUUGCUCGCACACGCCUUUUCAGUUCUUCUCACAAAUGUUCUAUAGGAUUGAGGUCAGGGCUUUGUGAUGGCCACUCCAAUACCUUGACUUUGUUGUCCUUAAGCCAUUUUGCCACACCUUUGGAAGUAUGCUUAGGGUCAUUGUCCAUUUGGAAGACCCAUUUGCGACCAAGCUUUAACUUCCUGACUGAUGUCUUGAGAUGUUGCUUCAAUAUAUCCACAUAAUUUUCCUUCCUCAUGAUGCCAUCUAUUUUGUGAAGUGCACCAGUCCCUCCUGUAGCAAAGCACCCCCACAGCAUGAUGCUGCCACCCCUGUGCUUCACGGUUGGGAUGGUGUUCUUUGGCUUGCAAGCAUCCCCCUUUUUCCUCCAAACAUAACGAUGGUCAUUAUGGCCAAACAGUUCUAUUUUUGUUUCAUCAGACCAGAGGACAUUUCUCCAAAAAGUACGAUCUUUGUCCCCAUGUGCAGUUGCAAACCGUAGUCUGGCUUUUUUAUGGCGGUUUUGGAGCAGUGGCUUCUUCCUUGCUGAGCGGCCUUUCAGGUUAUGUCGAUAUAGGACUAGUUUUACUGUGGAUAUAGAUACUUUUGUACCGGUUUCCUCCAGCAUCUUCACAAGGUCCUUUGCUGUUGUUCUGGGAUUGAUUUGCACUUUUCGCACCAAAGUACGUUCAUCUCUAGGAGACAGAACAUGUCUCCUUCCUAAACGGUAUGACGGCUGCGUGGUCCCAUGGUGUUUAUACUUGCGUACUAUUGUUUGUACAGAUGAACGUGGUACCUUCAGGCGUUUGGAAAUUGCUCCCAAUACUUUUUUACUGAGGUCUUGGCUGAUUUCUUUUGAUUUUCCCAUGAUGUCAAGCAAAGAGGCACUGAGUUUGAAGGUAGGCCUUGAAAUACAUCCACAGGUACACCUCCAAUUGACUCAAAUGAUGUCCAUUAGCCUAUUAGAAGCUUCUAAAGCCAUGGAGUUCUGGAAUUUUCCAGGCUGUUUAAAGGGACAGUCAACUUAGUGUAUGUAAACUUCUGACCCACUGGAAUUGUGAUACAGUGAAUUAUAAGUGAAAUAAUCUGUCUGUAAACAAUUGUUGGAAAAAUUACUUGUCAUGCACAAAGUAGAUGUCCUAACCGACUUGCCAAAACUAUAGUUUGUUAACAAGAAAUUUGUGGAGUGGUUGAAAAAAACGAGUUUGAAUGACUCCAACCUAAGUGUAUGUAAACCUCCGACUUCAACUGUAUAUACCAUAAUAACCAAAUGUAGCCUAAUACUAUCUGAAUAUAUAUAGAGAGAGCAUGCCAAUCAAGGCCCUGCAUGACCCUAAUGUAUUUAUAAACUACCCCAUGGCCGGGCCAGUAGAUCUUUGGUUAACGUCGGACCCUGUGAAUACUUUAAAAGUAGUAAUGGAGUCUGUUUUCAUAAUCGGACAUGCUUUUCUCUCCUCCAGAGCUACAACCCCAGCAGCUAUAAUCAAGGCAACUACCAACAGGGUUACAACUACGGCAGCUACAGUCAGUACCCAGGAUACAGCCAAACUCAGAGUUACAGCGAGACUACACCAGCCGCUGCAGGACAGACCUACAGCCAACAGCAGAACUACAACCAGCAGUACCAGCAGGUAGUUACCAUAGCAACCAGCAGUACCAGCAGGUUGUUACCAUAGCAACCAGCAAUACCAGCAGGAUGUUACCAUAGCAACAAUCGGCGCCGGUGGGUUGUUACCGUAGCAACCAACAGGUUGUUACCAUAGAAACCAUCAGGAUGUUACCAUAGCAACCAGCAGUACCGACGAGUUGUUACCAUAGUAACCAGCAGUACCAGCGGGUUGUUACCAUAGUAGUUAACCAGGGCUCAGGUGAACUCAGGUAACCCUGCUACAGCUAGUCUCCAGAAUCAGCCUCCAGUUACAGCCCACUAAGACUGGCUGGAUAAAUAUAUUUCGAUCUCGAUCACACAUCCAGUUAGUUUUUCAGUUCUUGGUUGGUGUGACCGACAGCAUACAUUUUCAUUACCUGAGCUCCCGUAAAAACCUGACAGUAGUAACGUUUUGUUCAAUGAGGUGUCUGAGAAGGCUUUUGGGGUUGCAAAUCACUUUAGAAACUUCAGCUGGAUAGGGUAUUUAAUCACUGUAUUCCCUCUCUCUCUCUCUCUCUCUCUCUCUUUCUCUCUGUCUUUUGCAGUAUGCCCAGCAGUGGCAGCAGUACUACCAGAACCAGUCUCAGUGGAACCAGUAUUACGGACAGUAUGGGGACUAUGCCGCCCAGGGGCAGGGUCAACAA
Molecule: messenger RNA, 10367 nt
Organism: Coregonus sp. 'balchen'
Lineage: Eukaryota; Metazoa; Chordata; Actinopteri; Salmoniformes; Salmonidae
Source: the annotation of a GenBank genome assembly